CUCUCUCUCUCUCUCUCUCAUUGCCUGCCAUUCUUCCGUCUUUCCUCAAACGAGAAAAAGGACUCUUUUUACGAAUGGCUUUCAUCACCAGUCGAAAUCCGUCUUACAAUCCCUUCCCUCUUCGUCUCAAACCCUAACCCUAGGGGGCGGGCGCGCGCUUGAGAGAGAAACUCUAAUCCUAUAAGGGAGGUAGGGAGGGGUAGAAACCCUAGCCCUAGACGUGGUUCACAGGGGCGGUCUCCGGCAGAAGCUCUCAUUCGGGGCUUGUCUGCCACGUAGGAUGAAGGGCCUCUUCAAAUCCAAACCCAAGACCCCGGCCGAGCUCGUCCGCCAGACCCGCGAGCUCCUCAUCUAUGCCGACCUUAACUCGAAUCCCCGGGAGGCGAAGCGGGAGGAGAAGAUGGCAGAACUAAGUAAACUCAUUCGUGAGCUCAAAUCAAUUCUCUAUGGCAAUAGUGAAUCAGAGCCAGUCACAGAAGCUUGUACACAGUUGACUCAGGAGUUCUUUAAAGGGAAUACUCUUCGUCUCCUAAUUGUUUGUCUUCCGAAAUUGAACCUGGAGGCUCGUAAAGAUGCGACUCAAGUUGUUGCUAAUUUGCAAAGGCAGCAGGUUCAGUCCCGGCUGAUUGCUUCUGAUUACUUGGAAGCAAACAAAGAUCUUAUGGAUCUUUUGAUAUCAGGGUAUGAAAACAUGGACAUUGCAUUACACUAUGGUGCAAUGUUGAGGGAGUGCAUUCGACAUCAAAGUAUAGCAAGAUACGUCUUGGAGUCAGAUCACAUGAGGAAAUUUUUCGAUUAUAUACAGCUCCCAAAUUUUGACAUUGCUUCAGAUGCCUCAGCAACAUUUAAGGAGCUUUUGACAAGGCAUAAAUCAACAGUAGCUGAGUUUCUUACUAAAAAUUAUGAUUGGUUUUUUGCAGAAUUUAACUCAAAGCUGCUGGAGUCUGAAAAUUACAUCACUAGGCGACAAGCUGUCAAGCUUCUGGGCGACAUGUUACUGGAUCGUUCAAAUUCUGCUGUUAUGAUGCGAUAUGUCUGCUCAAAAGAUAACUUGAGGAUCCUGAUGAAUCUUCUCAGGGAAUCGAGUAAGAACAUCCAAAUAGAAGCAUUUCAUGUGUUUAAGCUAUUUGCGGCUAAUCAGAACAAGCCACCUGAAAUCGCGAGCAUACUUGUUGCGAAUAGAAGCAAGAUUCUCCGGUUCUUCAGCAACUUCAAGUUGGACAAAGAGGAUGAGCAGUUUGAGGCGGAUAAAGCACAGGUGAUCCGAGAGAUUGCCUCUUUGGAACCUAGAGACCAGCCCUGACUAGCCCAAGCCGUCGAAGAAUCUGGUGUAUGUGUAUUCUUAUUUAAAUGUAUCUGUAAAAUGUACGAGUUAUAUCAGAAUCAUUCCAUCGAGUUUGAAGAUCUAUGGCAUUGACAGCCAUGCGACUAGCGGAAGAACGUCUUGAUAAUCACCAAUCGAACAGAUUGGUGGUGCCUUUCAAUAUCAAUAUAAUAAUAGUUAUAUUUAGUAGUA
Molecule: messenger RNA, 1516 nt
Organism: Magnolia sinica
Lineage: Eukaryota; Viridiplantae; Streptophyta; Magnoliopsida; Magnoliales; Magnoliaceae
Product: putative MO25-like protein At5g47540
Exons: 11
Coding region: 281-1303 (340 amino acids)
Biological process (GO): intracellular signal transduction
Molecular function (GO): protein serine/threonine kinase activator activity
Source: RefSeq, a predicted model, not a curated record